Messenger RNA from Rubroshorea leprosula, 1428 nucleotides. The record is from the annotation of a GenBank genome assembly. NCBI's taxonomy places the organism in Eukaryota, Viridiplantae, Streptophyta, Magnoliopsida, Malvales, Dipterocarpaceae.
GGCUUAAAUGGUCUGAUUUACUUAAAUUUAAGAUUAGGUCACAGUUAGGGAAGUUAGAUAUUCAUUAGCAAGUGAGGUAGAAGAAGAUAGAAAUUAUAGGUGAUCCUGAUUUCUAUUUAUCAUGUAUUCCUUGUAGUGAAAAUUGUGGUGUAAAACAUGUCUUCCGAAGGAACUUUAGGUGUUGGAAGGGAAGGAGAAGUGGGAAGCCUAAGUUCAAGCUCGAGCUUGAGCUUGGGUGUGGGGAAUGAAAUGGAGGAGCUCAGCAGAUGGAAAGGGAAGAAGCUAAACCCAAAUAAGUACCAGCUGGGGGUGGUGGAGAAGUAUAAGGUGGAAAGGCUGGACAAGGUUGGAGGGGAGUUAGUAGACAUAAUGUCCCUAACCAGUCUAGAGGUGGUGGAGUCAUCUAGGAUCUAUGGGAGGAGCUCGUUGAGCAGAAGUGGUAAAGCUAUAAGGCUCUUAGAAAAGAAGUCCAAGGCAUUAGCUUCGGUCGCCUUGGAGGAAAGAUUCGAGGCCCCAGUUGAGUUUGUGCCUCAGCCUUCCCCUGUGCAGAUCCACCCAUCUUUGUGGGAGGUGGGGGUAGUAACACAUGGGAAGGGGAAAAGCUCUGUUCCCUUCCCCAAGCAGACGUCGAGCUUCUAUGAGUCCAACAGGACAAUUGCCAAGCGAUUCAGCAACUCCCACUUCCCUGAAACUGCAAACUUGGUGAAUGGUCUAGUGGUUGAAUUCUUCGAUUGCCUCAAAGAUCACAUUACCUUGGGUGGGAAGAAUGAAGAACUUAGUCGGCAAAAAGAGACAGCGGAGAAGAACUUUAAUGAUCUAACCUCGGAGCUCAAGAAUGUCAGGGAAGAGUUGGAAAUUGCCAAGGCUGCUGCCAAGUUGGAGGAGCAAAAGAGGAGAGAGAGUGAGGAGAUCGUGGCCAACAGGAUAACGACUUGGCCGAGGUCAAGAAGAAAGCUGAGCUGGCAAUCCACAACUCGGUUGAGCAACAUGUCUCCGAUUUUAUCAAGGGUGGAGGAAAAUGGGGAUAGUCUGACAGCUGAAUUCUGGCCUGAGAUAAAGUUGGCUUGGGAAUGGGAUGAGGUUGGGAGAGUUAUCCUUCCACCGAAGUUGGAGUUGGAGUUCGUUGCAGUGGACGAAGAAGUUGAGGUGCCGAAAGAGGUCGAAGUGGCAGACAAUGUUCAAACUGAGGAGGUGGAUCAACAGCAUCAGGUCAUGACUGAGCUCGACCAGCUUGUUCUAUGUCUUCUUGUUUCUCUCUCUUUGGAAUUGUACCCUUUAAGAACAUUUGUAUUUUGUUUUUGAUUUAGUGCAUUGAAAAUUCAAAAAUUAAUGUUGUUGAUGAUUUCGACAUAAAUGUGUGACUUCUAACCUCGGAACCAUAACUUCAAAUAAUAGACAUCAGAAUUGAAAUAAAAUAUCUAACUUAAU